Corapipo altera (White-ruffed manakin) is the source of this 755-nucleotide messenger RNA. Its product is annotated as putative P2Y purinoceptor 10. The annotation marks the transcript as partial. Gene Ontology annotation, molecular function: G protein-coupled receptor activity. NCBI's taxonomy places the organism in Eukaryota, Metazoa, Chordata, Aves, Passeriformes, Pipridae. Gene Ontology annotation, biological process: phospholipase C-activating G protein-coupled receptor signaling pathway; positive regulation of Rho protein signal transduction. The transcript has a single exon. Gene Ontology annotation, cellular component: membrane. The record is from RefSeq and is a predicted model, not a curated record.
GCCAGCAUCUGCUUCCUCACCUGCAUCAGCAUCCAGCGCUACUUCUUCCUGUACCAGCCCUUCAGGGCCAAGGACUGGAAGCGGCGCUACGACGUGGCCAUCAGCGCCGUGGUCUGGCUCUUCGUGGGGGUGGCCUGCCUGCCCUUCCCCAUCAUGAGGGGCUACGGGCUGGCCAACAACAGCCACACCUGCUUCGCCGACCUCCAGGUGCGGCCCAUCCGAAGCAGCGUGGCCACGGUGCUGAUGACGGGCAUGGCCGAGCUCUUCGGCUUCGUGGGCCCGCUCGUCAUCAUCUUGUUCUGCACCUGGAAAACAAAGAACUCCCUCCGGGGCUUCCACAUCCCGCAGGAGAACAGCGGCGAGAGGCGCAAGGCCCAGCGGAUGGUUUCCAUGUGUGCCGUGGUGUUCUGCGUGUGUUUUGCCCCCUACCACAUCAACUUCUUCUUCUACAUGUUGGUGAAAGAGAAGGUCAUCACCGACUGCUUCCUGAGCACCAUCACGCUCUACACACAACCCUUCUGCUUAAGCCUCGCCAGUCUGGACUGCUGCCUGGAUCCCAUCAUCUAUUUCUUCACGACUUCAGAGUUCCAGGACCAGAUAUCCAGGCACAGCAGCAUGGCCAUCAGGAGCCGGCUCAUGAGCAAGGAGAGCGGCUCGUCGGUUAAGGAGUGACAGGAAAGCCAGCUGAAAAAAACUCAGAUAUUUCAUAGGAGAUCUGGGACUGUUCUGGGAUACUCAAUUACCAACUCCAUUCU